Molecule: messenger RNA, 593 nt
Organism: Chironomus riparius
Lineage: Eukaryota; Metazoa; Arthropoda; Insecta; Diptera; Chironomidae
Source: the annotation of a GenBank genome assembly
AGUAGUUUCGACUUUAAAAGACAAUAAGGUGCUCGUUGACUAGAUGACGUUAUCAAAUUUUACAGUUUUUAUUCUAACUUUCAUUGCUUUUGGCACCAUUGUGGUGAUUUUUAAAAGACACAAAAAUUCUCAAAAGGAUGUAAUAAUUUACUCAAUAGGAAACAAAGAUUUCUUGAUUGAAGAAGAUAAUGAGCAUAGCGUUCAUGGAUUGUUACAUGUAUCUCAAAUUGUUAAAAAGGUUCAUGAUGAUAAUGAUCUGACGGUGGUUCAAGUACCCUUUCCAAAAAAUGGACAAGAUUUUAUCGUAAUGCUUGUUCGCACACUGAACUAUAAUUCUAUAUACACUAAUGAGGAAUUGAUGAAAAGUGAAAAAGAAGAUGACAAUUUUUGGGUUCUCAUAUCUGACGGAGCGAUAGGCACUAAUUAUGUGACUUUGGAAAUUAAUUCAUAUAUGGAUAUUGAUGCUGACAUCGAAUUUUAUGGUUAUAAAAAAGAGGAUCCUCUACCAAAGGAUUUAUGAAAUUGUUGGAUUGAAUAAUGUUAAUUUAACGAGAUAUUAAAUAAAUAUUAAGAAUGACUUCAAAGGAAGGCUG